UAUGCUGAUCAAUAAUACAAUGACGACUACACUCGUUAUUUUGGCACCAUCCAGUGGCCGGUGAAAGCAUUUUCGCAGCUUCAGCAAUCCUGUCAUGGCGGCGUCCAUACGACCACGUCUUAUAUCAAGGUUAGCUGUAGUUACAGGAGGGGGCAGUGGCAUUGGGCGUGCAGUUUGUCAGCGCCUUGCCUCAGAGGGGGCCUCACUGGUGGUUGCAGACCAGAGUGUGGAAUCAGCCAAUCAGACCCUGGAAAACCUGUCUCAUGAUCACAAAGGGCAGGAGCACAUGGUGGCAGAGGUGGAUGUUGCUUCCCGCAGCAGUGUGGAGAAUCUCCUGAACAGUAUACAGCGACGGUACUUCCAGCCCCCAUCUGUGUGUGUGAAUGCUGCUGGCAUAACACAGGAUGACUUCCUGUUGAAAAUGGAGGAAGAGGACUUUGACAGAGUGAUUCGGGUCAAUCUCAAGGGCACCUUUCUGGUCACUCAAGCUUUCUCGAGGGCCAUGGUAGCCGCGGGCGCUCCCAAAGGCUCCAUCGUUACCGUGGGCAGCAUCGUGGGGAAGGUGGGGAAUGUCGGCCAGGCCAACUACUCGGCCUCCAAAGCCGGUGUCCAGGGGCUCACCAGAACAGCUGCCAAGGAGCUCAGCAGAUUUGGCAUCCGGUGUAACUGUGUUCUGCCAGGGUUCAUCACCACACCAAUGACCGACAAGGUGCCAGAAAGAGUAAUUAGCAAGAUCACUGCCCUCGUGCCCAUGGGGAGGAUGGGAGACCCUACAGAGGUGGCUGAUGUGUGUGCCUUCCUGGCCUCUGAGGACAGUAGCUAUGUUACUGGAAGCUGUAUAGAAGUCACAGGAGGGCUUUUCAUUGGCUGACUCAAGACCACAUAUGGAGAAUGACCGCCAUCAGGCCUUACAUUUUUAUUUUUUUGAUGUACAUUAUAUGAUUAUACUAUUUGUAUUAUACUAACAAAUGAAAAAACUAUAUUUGUAAUUUGUAUACGCUAGCAAAAUAUAACACUUCAUUGUAA
Messenger RNA from Sardina pilchardus (European sardine), 1026 nucleotides. RefSeq names its product hydroxysteroid (17-beta) dehydrogenase 8 (gene hsd17b8). Gene Ontology annotation, molecular function: oxidoreductase activity, acting on the CH-OH group of donors, NAD or NADP as acceptor. The record is from RefSeq and is a predicted model, not a curated record. The coding region runs from base 95 to 871 and encodes 258 amino acids. NCBI's taxonomy places the organism in Eukaryota, Metazoa, Chordata, Actinopteri, Clupeiformes, Clupeidae. The transcript is spliced from 9 exons.